UUGACAUAUUUUGAUUCCGUGCUCUGUGAGCUUGGUUUUUAUUAAUUUUCUGACUAAUAUUUACUUUCUUUAAUAAUAUAAAAGCUGUGAAGCUAUACAAUGAACACGCAGGCUAAAUCCACUGCAUUAUCUGUGGAUUUAAACAGUUUCAUUUACGGCGUAUCGCGAAGAAAUUUUCAAAAUGCUCCUGAUCUGACGAAAAUUGGUAUUACCCUGUUAAAGAACUUCCCAGCGGCUAGAGAUGCUGUACUGGAAUACUUUGCAAUGGUAUUCCAUGACGCGGUCAACGUAUCUAUAAACCAAGCGGACUAUGAACCUGAUUCAUCUAACAAUGGUUCACUUGAGAGUGUCAGUAUGAUUGGACCGGAGCUUUGUAGCUUGGGUGAAUCUUGGGCACCAUUCAUUGCUCCUUGGUGCAUCAAUCUCAUUAUGGAUAUAGCUACAGAGAAGGCCAACUUACCAAAUACCACAUUGCAGAAUACAGAAGCAGUAAGAGUGCUGUUAGAUAUCACCACCCAGAAUCUUACUUUACUGAAAGCUGAAGAAAGAGCCAAAUGUAUUGACAUGAUGUUAGGUUGUCGUGCAUGCUCAUGGGCAGUGGGGUGGGUGGGUCGUGCUGAGCCAGCGUUGGUUGCUCCAAGAGCGUUGACCCUCAGCGCUGACGCGGCUCGCGCUGUGUUGGCUCAUCUGGCAAACCAUCCUCCUGCUUUGUUCCACGUCAGGGCGGCAUUGGUUGAUUUGUUUCAGGAAGCUAUCAGAGAAGACAGUAAAGUUGAGUCGAAGAGAGAUGUUAUUCCUUAUUUAUUGACCCUUGCUUCAAAAUCGGAUAUUGUAUUGAAGGCUCUUACGCAGGACAUAGAAAGAACUUUGACAGACGAUGUUAUGGACAGACUGUGUGCAGUAUGUACCACCCACAGACACAGUGGACCGUGGGAUGGCGUUGGUCCCGAUUCGCUCGUAGCGCUGCUUCUGAGGUCCGAUGUCCAUUGCUUCUUACUGCUUCUGAAGCACGCCCAGAAGAAUUUAUUCUGCAGGCAAUUAUUGGAAUACCUUCUCCAAAAACUGGAAUACGAAAGUCUCUUCCCAGAUUCGAAUCUAACGCUUGUGAUGAGUGCCGCUGAAGAAAUUAGCAUCAUUAGGGAGAAACUGUUGGUGGGCAACCAGUUGGAGCAGUAUUCUAUUGCCAGGAUACUUAUUAUAGUCAGUUACAAUCUACCCUCAGAAUUUGUGAGCACAAUCAGCUUCCUCCUCCAAUACUCUCGAAGCGAUACAACUUUAGCUCUCCUUGUACGAAUCAUAUCCGGUACAAUAAAUUUACACACCCCGGCAGACUGCCCGGAUGUGAACAUGGACACAGAGAGAUACCAGGGGUUCAUAAAAACCGGGGUAGAGUAUGCUUUGAGAGACGCCAUGAUGGCUGACACUCAAGUCAACAAGUGCUUCGUUCAAGAUGAAAGCUUUGACUUUAAAACUAACCUGUAUCACUACUGCGCUAACAUUGUUAAGCUUCUGAGGUGGGAGAAUUCAAAUAAAGUGUCACAUUUGCGCACUCGACCAAUCGGAUGCGCUGUAGAAGCGAAUCUGUACCGGAUUGGCGGAGCGCUACAAGAUUAUGCAUCUAUACUUCGAGUGAGAAAUGCCUGUACGUUGGCUAGCUUGGAUGAGAUGCCUACAUGCCAUGCUCUAGCUGAGGUACUGGAUAGAGCGGACAUGUCUGGCACGAGGUCACCGCCGCCCAGUGUCGAAGUGAUCUUAAAAGUUGUACAGGCAACUGUGAAAUAUUUCUUCCGCUGUCUACAUGAGGAAGAAAUAAUGGCCAAACUACGUGGAGUUCAGACAGCUUGCCGUCUUUUACGCAAACUGUGCCUCAACAGUAAACUAGCGAGAGCGGUUGCGUUGAGAGAUUUGCUCGAAACGGCUAUGUUCAGAGAGGACAAGAUCUUUGGUAGUAAACCUGUGGUCACUAACACUAUAGCUGCACCUCAAAAAUGGAGCCAUGACGAACUUCUUAUACAUAUGAAUCAGAAACACGGUCCCAUAACUCAACUAACACAAAGUCACACGUCAGUGUUUCACGCGGGCAUCAUAGGCAAGGGAGUGCGAAAACAAGGCAGUCUGGACGAAAACGAUAUACCUCCAAUACUUACCACAAACAACGAGUUGUUGAUGGGGGCGCUUAUGUCCUGUAUGGAUGGUAACAGCGGUGUGGUGGAAGGAGCCACGGCUGUAUCUUUAUUGCUUGUCGAGCUCGUAUCGCCCGAUGUGAUGUACAACGGACUGCCUUGGCCUGAUGAAGAUUUCACUAAGCAAGUGAGCAUAGAACGCGAGCUGUACAUGCGUUGCGCCGUAGAGAGAUGCGGAGUGUCCCGCGCUGCCCUGAGAAGGAUAGCCCGCGCGAGACCCUCUUUGUGUCUCGCUUCGGCUCUACUGAGAGCAACCGCUGCGUCACUGUUGCAUCGGUUAAGAGCACAUUUGGAUAGACACAAGCAAUCUGCGGAAAUGGCGUCUGAAAUGAUCGCGCUGACUGAGCUGCUCUCGGUGAUGACCUUGGGACAGUUGUUGCCACACCCACUUAGCCACAUCCUGGAACUGUCGCCUGAACUGACUGCUAAUGAGAUUGUUCAAGUGUUACGUGAUUGUAUAUGGAACUACACGCGUGACCACGUGCCGUCGCCUGCGCUGUUCAGUUGCGAUUCAACAGGUUUGCAUUGGCGUGAUCCAUCUACCUGCAAGCCGGUGGCUACUUACACGGAUACUUUACGAAUCAUUAUUCAGAAAAGAAUAUCAAAACUAGGUCACAUGUAUCCUAUUAUGUUUUUAAAUCUCGAGAAAUAUAAUGUAUAG
Molecule: messenger RNA, 2844 nt
Organism: Pararge aegeria (speckled wood butterfly)
Lineage: Eukaryota; Metazoa; Arthropoda; Insecta; Lepidoptera; Nymphalidae
Gene: omd
Product: integrator complex subunit 5
Exons: 17
Coding region: 100-2844 (914 amino acids)
Biological process (GO): snRNA 3'-end processing
Cellular component (GO): integrator complex
Source: RefSeq, a predicted model, not a curated record